AAAUAAAAUUUGAUCUGUUCGCAGUGUGUCUUGUCUAUAUUCCUUCUGGAAGCAAAGAUGCAAAAAUCGAGAUUUCCCGACUUUUAUAUAGAUACAAUUCUAAGAAAAGACGACUGUGACGAGGGCCCAAACGCAAAUAAGCUAGCAGUAUCUAACGAGGCUCAGCUGAAUGGAAUCGCGAGCAAAAAUGAAAACCCAUGUACAAUAGCUGAAGAUGUAACCGUGAAAACAAGUAAAAAAUUAAGUACAAGUUCGUCGAACUUUGAAAAAUUGUCGGUAGAGGAAAAAGAAAAACUUCCAGCUUGGGUGUUUUGUACAAGGUACUCCGAUAGGCCAUGUGCAGGUCCCAGAUCUCGAAAACGCAGAGAAAAGAAAUAUUCAAGUGUUGGUGAUAAUGAAUGUUCGCGUUUAACGAGCACAGACAGAAGAGAGAGAAUUAUUUUUACACACAAUCAGAUUCAAGUUUUAGAAACUGAAUUUUCUCGUUGUCAAUAUUUAUCAGAGGAUCAAAAACAGAUUUUGAGUGAAAAUCUCCAAUUAACCAUACCUCAGAUUAAAGUUUGGUUCCAAAACAAACGGGCAAAAUUGAAAAAAUCAAGAAGAAAUCCAAAUCGACUAGCUUUAGAUUUGAAAGCUCAAGGAUUAUACGAUCAUACAUGACUGACAUGGUUUACAGGAAAAUUGAAGUUACCUCAUCAACAUUUUAAGUUUUGAGAAAUUGCGUUAGCACUGAUUCUUUAUAUGACCACACGACAAAACCGAAUCACUCCUAUGCUAAUAGAAAUAUAUUGUUGAAUUUGAUAAAAAUAAAAUCGUCUUUCUCAUAGAUUGAUAUAAAGAACACUGGUACAAUACUGUUAAAUUAACCUUGUGUGGCAUUUGCUUAUGUUUGUGCUAUUUCCAACAAAACGUUAAUAAAGAAACAAACC
Styela clava is the source of this 929-nucleotide messenger RNA. RefSeq names its product homeobox protein engrailed-1-B-like. Gene Ontology annotation, cellular component: nucleus. NCBI's taxonomy places the organism in Eukaryota, Metazoa, Chordata, Ascidiacea, Stolidobranchia, Styelidae. Gene Ontology annotation, molecular function: DNA-binding transcription factor activity, RNA polymerase II-specific; RNA polymerase II cis-regulatory region sequence-specific DNA binding. Gene Ontology annotation, biological process: multicellular organism development; neuron differentiation; regulation of transcription by RNA polymerase II. The record is from RefSeq and is a predicted model, not a curated record.